Periophthalmus magnuspinnatus is the source of this 1790-nucleotide messenger RNA. Its product is annotated as proteinase-activated receptor 1-like. The transcript is spliced from 2 exons. Gene Ontology annotation, molecular function: thrombin-activated receptor activity. The coding region runs from base 156 to 1454 and encodes 432 amino acids. Gene Ontology annotation, biological process: blood coagulation; positive regulation of Rho protein signal transduction; thrombin-activated receptor signaling pathway. The record is from RefSeq and is a predicted model, not a curated record. Lineage: Eukaryota; Metazoa; Chordata; Actinopteri; Gobiiformes; Gobiidae. Gene Ontology annotation, cellular component: membrane.
CUGGUUGGUGGAGCCUCUGGACUGGAACUGACCGGUGCUUGUAGCUGAAAGAAAAACGCUUUGACUUUUUGUACUUUCACUCUAUUUAUACUGCGACAAGAGUGUGGAAUACUUCAUAUUUUGGGACUUUAGAGGAGUAGGCUACGUUUGGCAAAAUGAUUUCUUUGUUUGUUUUUGUCCUUUUGACUUGUGUUCAUCUUGCUCCAGCUGUUGUUUAUAACAGCUCUUCAGGUGCAGGACCAAGGACCUUUGGCAUCUCCUAUAAUGAUGCUGAACAAUUGGACAUUGACAACCUUUUCUCAGACUAUGACUCUGGUGGUGGGAAGUCUAAUGCCUCCUCCAAAAUGCAGAUUCUCUCUGAAGAAACCAUACUCUUCCUCAGUGGGCCCAUGUCCACUCUGCUCAUGCCCUCUUGGUACUCUCUGGUGUGUCUUAUUAGUGUGCCUGUAAACCUGUGUGCAAUGCUGGCCUUUGCCCAAAGGAUCCGUCCCAAGAAACCAGCAGCUAUCUACAUGCUAAACCUGGCCUGCGCUGACCUGCUCUUCGCACUUCUGCUCCCAUUCAAGAUCUGUUACCAUUAUUUAGGGAACAACUGGAUAUUUGGGCCCAUCAUGUGUCGUGUGGUGACUGCAGCAUUUUACUGGAACAUGUACUGCUCUGUGCUGCUCAUAUGUUGCAUCAGCGUCGACCGACUUUUGGCUGUGGUUUAUCCUAUUGACUCUCUUGCUUGGAGAAGACCACAGAAUGCUGUCAUAGCUUGUGUGACAAUGUGGAUUCUGUCCUUUAUUGGGUGCACCCCCCUCCUGCUCUCCAACCAGACCAUAUACCUGGAUGCUUUAAACAUCACCACCUGCCAUGACGUUCAGCCACUGGAGGAGCUCAAGUGGAACUACAAAAUCUAUUUCCUCACCAUCUGCUGCACACUUUUCUUCCUCCCGCUGCUUAUUUCAGUCGUGUCUUAUACCCGGGUCAUCUGGACUCUGAACAGAGUCCCUAAAGGAAUAAGAGGAAGCUCCCGCAAAAAGACAAGGGCUGUGGUGAUGGCAGCCACUGUGCUGGUCAUCUUUGUGCUGUGCUUCAUGCCAACUAACUGUAUCAUGCUUGUACACUAUCUUCUGUUUAGCAACAAUGCCCAAAGCAGCCACCAGGGUGCAGACAGUUCAUAUGCUCUAUACAUGGUCUUUCUCUGUUUGGGCAGUCUCAACUGCUGCCUAGAUCCCUUAGUUUACUACUUUGGCUCAUCCCAAUGCCAGAAGCAACUAUCCAGUGUGCUGAGAUGUGGGAGGGGGCCCACUGUCUGCAGCACCAGUCAUUCAUCCAGUGACUCAUACAAGUCCAGCCGUAAGGGCAUACUGAAAAGCAGCCGGACAGAAAGUUCCAAGAUUAAUCCCUCUUCAGAACAUGAGUCCUUUCAAGCCCAUCUCCACAGCCAGUACAAGAAACUGUUGGUCUGACCUUCUGAAUUAUUUUGAAUGUGUUGAAAAUGUAGGUGAAGUCUAGUUUUGCAUUAGAGAAGUUAAACACAAUUAUUAUAAACUUAAUAAAAGCACUAACGCCACGGCUUGGUACAUGCAGCUACUUGUAAAUUAAAACAUAGCCUGUGUUGUAAGCAAAAUGACAUGUGUGCAGAGAGAAAGGCCUAGAUGGUCUUAAAUAUGCUUUAUAAUAUACUAGUAUGUUUGUCUGUAAGUUGAUUUUAUAGCCUACCUACUGAAAGAUAUAUUUGUAGCUAUUAUUGUAAAAGCACAUUAUGUUUUCCACUGUAUAUAUUUUUAAAUAAAACGAAUUUC